Magallana angulata is the source of this 6800-nucleotide messenger RNA. RefSeq lists its product as uncharacterized. Gene Ontology annotation, cellular component: postsynaptic density; postsynaptic membrane; adherens junction. The coding region runs from base 922 to 4908 and encodes 1328 amino acids. The record is from RefSeq and is a predicted model, not a curated record. The transcript is spliced from 23 exons. NCBI's taxonomy places the organism in Eukaryota, Metazoa, Mollusca, Bivalvia, Ostreida, Ostreidae. Gene Ontology annotation, molecular function: protein binding. Gene Ontology annotation, biological process: neurotransmitter receptor transport, endosome to postsynaptic membrane; neurotransmitter receptor transport postsynaptic membrane to endosome.
UAAAGUACAUUGUCGAGAUCAUCCAUAGAAGAGCCAUACAUUUUACAUAAAAAAAUGUAUAAUUUUGUGAAAUACAUGUAGCAACUCUGCUUUGGUUUUUCUUGCAAUGUGUUGAUCUCCAGGUAAUUGACAGAAUUUGCAAGUUCUCAGUCCAUAUAUGUCAGUAAUGUGUGAAUUGGUUAAGGUUGAAUUCUCUGGGGGUUUUUUUACGGUUGGCUGGUUCGUUCUCUUGUCAUAGCCGGGGCUGAUACCCAGUAAUAUUGAGGGUGCUACACUACCAUUAAAUGGCCAGGCCCAUAUAGCAGCAUGCUUGAGUUGACGUCUUGUCUUGGAUUGUAAACAGCUUUUACAAGAUAAAUACGUUGUCUAUGGAAUUACCACUUUACAUGGGACUUUAUGUGUGGACAUGACAGUUUGAAAGUGAUAUCACACAGUAGGUGCAGGCUUAAUCUCUGCCCACAAGACAUGUAAAGUAAACAGUACUGUGGCCAUUGAAAUCUCACCCCAGAUUUAAGAUAAUAGUGAUAGAUUCCCGUUUUUUUUUUUGGUUUCAAAGAGGAUAUAUUCCCUGUGUUUACGGAUGUGUUACGGAUGUAUUUUUAUCCAGUGUCCAGUUAUUCUCUUCAGUGUGUGUCAGUCUUAUACAUAUAUAUGGAAUUUAAUUAACAAGGAUUUACUAGCUGAUUUCUGAUCCUGUGGAUUUAACAAUGAUUCAGCUUAAAGUUGAUAUAAAAUGGACUCUGGAUUCUCCAAAGCCCCGCAGUCAGAUCAAGGAAGGCAGAGAGUAAUAUCUCCUAACAUAAUCUGAUCCCAAGUUUUCAACAGAGUUGAGAAAGGAAACAAAAUUCAAAGAGCCCCAGUAUCAAAAGGCCAUCCUUUCUGGGGACAACUGUCAUCAGCUUUGAUAUACUAGGGUAGAUAAUGGCAGGAUUUGUCAAGAAAUGCCCGUGUCUGAGGCCCAAGAUUCAGGAGGAAAUCUACGAGCUUGACUACCGCCACUGUAACCUGACGGACGUACCUGCCCAGGUGUUUAACUUUGAGAGGACCCUAGAGGAGCUGUACCUGGACAACAACCAGAUCCAGGACCUACCCAGGGAGUUAUUCUGUUGCCAUGGUAUCCGGAAGCUGUGCCUCAGCAACAAUGAAGUGACCAACAUUCCUCCAGCCAUUGGAAGUCUGAUCAACUUGGAGGAACUGGAUGUCAGUAAAAAUGGUAUCAUAGAUAUACCGGAAAACAUCAACUGUUGUAAAUGUCUGCGGUCGGUCAAUGCCAAUGUCAACCCUCUUGGAAAGUUACCAGAAGGACUGACACAGCUAGGGAACCUCACACAGCUCUACCUCAAUGACACCUUCCUAGACUAUCUACCCGGCACAUUCGGCAGAUUAUUGAAACUGAAGGUAUUAGAGAUCCGAGAAAAUCAUCUGAAAACUCUACCCAAGUCUUUUUCCAUGCUGACUGCACUUGAGAGGUUGGACAUCGGACACAAUGAGUUUACAGAACUGCCGGAUGUGAUUGGGAACUUGACCAGUCUGCUGGAGCUGUGGUGUGAUCACAAUCAGAUCUCAACCAUCACCCCAACUAUUGGUAACCUCAAACGCCUGAUGUUUCUGGAUGCCUCAUCCAAUCAUUUACAGUCACUUCCAUCAGAGAUAGAAGGGUGCACCUCAUUGGGUGAUCUACAUCUAACAACCAAUAGGAUCCAGGCUCUUCCGGAAACUUUGGGUAACCUAGAAAGCUUGACCACCCUGAAGGCGGACAACAACCAGUUAACAUCACUACCGUCUACCAUAGGGGGUCUGCAGUCGUUAUCGGAACUCAAUGUGAGCUGUAACAACCUGGAGGAUCUUCCAGUGACCCUCGGACUUCUCAGGAAUCUACGCACAUUCUACGCCGACGAAAACUAUCUCCUGUUUAUCCCAGCAGAGCUCGGGAGUUGUAAUGGAAUCACAGUCCUUUCUCUCCGCAGUAACCGCCUGGAGUACAUACCUGAUGAAAUAGGUCGUAUCCCACGGUUACGAGUCCUGAACUUGAGUGACAAUCGUUUAAGGUACCUACCAUUUACCAUCACCAAACUCAAGGACCUCCAAGCCCUGUGGCUAGCAGAGAACCAGACUUGUCCGUUGAUUCCUCUGCAGUCAGACCAUGACCCAGAUAAUGGAAGAAAGUUCCUGACUUGCUACUUGCUUCCCCAAUUAGGGGAUGAUGAGGGGCCCAAUGAUUCAGGACAGGGAGGUGACACGGACAGUUUCCAUGCCUCAAUGUGGGAUGAGGAGAGAAGCAGACGACAGACCAUCCACUUUGCCUUCCCUGAGGAAGAUGAAGAAUCGGGAACAUUGGUUAGGUGUCCGACCCCCUACCCCAAAGACAUGCGUGAAAAAAUCAGACAUGCUCGUAGCUUGGCAAUGAGGCAGAAGCAGGGCGGGGUACCAGCAGAUGUUCGAUGGAGCGGAGGGCGAGAUAACCGAGGAUACGAGGAGGAGGUAAGGUCAAAGACCGCUGCAUUGGUUUAUGGUGACCACCACGAUGGUGACCCGAGUAGACAUCCUAACCCGGCCUCUCAGAUCGAUGCCCACCGUCUUUAUCAGUGUGAUAAGGAGAAACUAGCCAAAGACAAGGCCAGGCUACAGCAUCAUCACUCAGACCAGGAACCAGACAGAGAAGUCAGCAGGUCAAGGUCACCUAUUGGAGAGAUGACCUCAAUGAUAACGUCAGGAGACAAACCUCAGCCUGCACCCAGAAAAGGAAAAGAGAAGCACAGGAAGUUGGUUGAUGAUGAUGGUGGAUUCUCGGGGAGAGGACCUUCUACGUGUUUAGGAUCAAACCCUGAUGUGUCUGUCCAGAAGGACCAGCCUGCACCCAACACGCCAGUCUCUAAGCGAACCCCUGCCUUCACUUACUGCUCCCCGUCAGAACUCUCCAGCAGACUGUCACAGUUCUCUGAUCCGCGAAGUCCCAAUGCUCACUCAUCCUAUAGUGCUAGUCCUGUGGUGAAAUCUCAGCGCUCCAGAGAUUAUGACUCUGAUACGGGAUAUCGGAGUGAAACUGAGUUUAUUCGACAGCGGAGACAGCACCUGCUCAACGAACAAGGUUUUGUGAGGGGGGGUUAUGAGAGUGACAGGGACGGGUUUACCCCCAGGAAAGAGCGCCAAAGAGAGGUGGGGUACUCCAGUGAUGUGGAGGGGUAUUCGGGCAGGGUCAAAGUGGCUUCCUAUCGCUCAGGUCCCACACCCAUACAUCAGCAACAUACAGGAAGUGUUCAGUGUCAUACAAAUCAAACUGUUUUAUCACAAACUUACAGUACUCCCAAUCAGAUCAGGACAUCUUUCCAGAAGGUGCGAGAAGUUAGCACAGCUUCACCUAAAGACAAAAUGUCUGAUCCUAGUGCUCGGCCUCUAGAAACCUCAGGGUUCAGUGACAGUGGUUAUAAUCCUCCCUCCCCCAUGUUUCACCACAGUAAUAUUGUGGACCAAAGCACUCCAAUCACCAGCGAGCCCCCUAAUGGGUUCGGAUUCCGUGGGCGGUCACGGUCAGGCAGUGACAGUGGCAGUGCCAGCCAAGAGGAUCAUGGGAAGACCGCAGAUUGGAGAAAGGAUUUUUAUGCAGUGAUGGAACAAAAAAUGAACAGUUCACAAUCCCAGCUUAAUCACCAGGUAAAUGAUGCUCUGUCAACUAAUCAACCACCUCCUUAUAAGGCUUCCCCCACCUAUAACUCAGUUGCACACCGGAAACUCCCUCCUACUCCUAACAGGGGCUCUCCCUACGGUGUCAUAAACUAUGACAGGAGAAGCAUGAACUCCCCUUCAAUGAACCAGCGUUUAUCUGAACUUGCAAUCAGUGAACAAAGUGCUCGUGAUUACCGUUCUGAAUCUCCAUACCAAAGACUUCCAUUGUCACGACAGAGUCCUAGCCAACAGUUGUAUAGACAGAGUGAAGUUAUGUUUACACAGGAAGUGACACGUGUCCCCAAUACCUCUGUGUACAAACACAGUGCGACCUUAUACACACAGGAAGUGACUCGUCUCCCCACCCCCAGUGGUGACGGCUCUGGUGGCACUCACGCCCCUCACCCCCUAGUCUCCAGUAGUGCUAACACAGUGUAUCCACAGGACCAUGAUUCCUCUCAGUCCUCAGGGUUCAGCAGUGACACUUCAAAAUCACGGCCUUACAACCCUCUACCUCCUAAACUCGCUCAGUUGUCAGGUGAACAGCCUCAAGGUGAAAGGUCAAGGACACCAGUGUUAGUGAACUGUGAGGAGGAGAGAGGGGACUCCCCCAGGGAGUCAGGCUACAGUAGCCGUGAACACAGUAGCCAUAGGAAUUCCCCGUGUGAUCCCAUUUCCCACCAGGAACAGUUUCCAGACCAGGCGGAAGAGUUCAAGAAUCCGGGCUCUUCGUGUGAGGACAUAGCUGUGUAUAAACAUAAUCUACAAAUGUCUCAGGCCAGGGUUCCCAGACUCCUGGAGAACAGUCCAAGAAUGUACAGAGAUGUGUCCAACAAAUACUCAGGUUUUGCGAUGCCCCCUCCUUCUAGGCCCCCUCCUUCUCCAUACUCCAGUCAACGCCCACAGUCAUCGGAACAUCAUUCCCAUAAUGCAUCUCAUCCGUACCACAAUUCCACUCAACAUGGCCAAAGUAACCAUGCUGUAGGGAGGGAGGACCACCCCUCCCCCUCACAGAGAGGCCCCCCACAGUUCCAGGGGAGAGGUCUGAUUCCGUCAGUCAAUCAUUCCCGUAGCAACCAUUAUCACUCGGGUGACAAUGGUGUAUUUAUGACCCCAGAAAAAGUCCAGCCUACCUACACUGUAGCACAGGGGGAACCAGUUCCACAGUUGGAUAACAAUUUUGAAAAUCGGUAUUUUCUGCCUCUACGUAAGAGUAGCACUGAAGUCAUGGAAACCAUAUUGUAAAUAAGUCGGCCCCCGCCACACUUCCUGUCCUUCCUCCACCCUCCAUUCUGGAGACAAUAUGACAGUGUGUGAAGCAGACCCGGGCCGCUGGAUCCCGCCCUCUGACUAUCUGAUGUUAUAAAACUCUGGAACUACAAGGAACAAGGGAAUCAGAACAACCACGUGGAGGCAUUGUGUGGGGCUGUUCUGGCCAGUGUUUCCUUCCUAUAAUCUGUGUGUGAGAUGAACUGAGGAAUCAUUGAAUCUUAACAGCUGACUUUACAAGUGAUUUUAUUCAAAGAAAGAAGUAUGAACUGAUAAACAAGAUUCAAUCUUGAUGUACUUCACACUGAUAUGAAGUCUUUCUUCCUUCCUUCCUCAUUGAAUCUCCUCCAUAUCUUUUUAUAUAGAAGUCUAUUUUGGAUUUGUAAAACUAGUAUUAUAAACACUUCUGAAGGAUGUGACUGGCUACAAGAUGUAAUGAAGUUUUCCAUUAUGUGUUGAAUUUUUGAAUUGCAUUGUCAUGUUUAUUUUCAAUAUAUUUUGAAAAACUAUAGCUCAUAAGAAAAUGAAAUAAAUCCAUUUGUUUUGAUGUUCAGCUGGUCUAAGAAGUAAGGAUGUAUUGAGGUCAAUAGAAACCAUUUAAAUGCCCAUCAUGAGUGGUAAUUUUGUGUCCAACCUUUGGGUACACCGCACAAAUGGUUCCUUGUAAGUUUCUAUAUGUGACUAUAUGUACUCUCACACUAAAUUAUGUCUGUCAUUUCGUAGCCAAGUAGACCCCUAUUUACUACCUAUACAUGUACCUGUCUAUGGCCACACAAACUUUGUUCCUCAGUAGAAGAACAAACCUCCUACACUACACCUGUGUUUGGUUCUAUAGGUAACUAUGCCUUUUGUUUGGUCAGUAGAAUGCUCUAUACACCCCCCCCCCCCCCCCCCCCCCCAAAUCUAUCUGAGGUUGUUCACUGUUACAGCUGUGAUAACAAUGAUGCCGUCCUGAUUUGUGUAUUGUCCUGAUUUGUAUAUUGCCCCCAGCCUGUACCUGAUUUGUGUAUUGCCCUCUGGUUUAGAUGACACAGAAUCUCAGAGCUCUGCUGAGUGAAAGGUGAACCCCUUAUCCAAUGGUAGAUGAUUUAAUUAUAUAUAUUUAUAUAUAUUAUGAAUAGUUCCAUUUUUUUCUCAUUUUGAUUUUUCAUUCGUUACAUAAUUGUACAUAUAUGUGAAUUAUCAUUGAUCUCCAUAGGAGUGCAUUUGCUAGUAGAACAUCAAAGACAUCUAAAACAAAAUGGCAACAUACAUCAUGUUAUAAUAUUAUACAUAUAUAUAAUUAUAUAUUCCGAUUUGCUUUCAUUAGUAUGUUUUGUCUUCCAAAUAAACUCCAUUUGAAGCAUUCCAUUCUAUUACCCAGGGUUUGUCUUUUGAAUAUGACAAAAGUAUUUAUCAAUAUUUUUGCAUCUACAAAAGAGAUGAUUUCAGAUGUGUAAAUUUUGCCGUUCACUAACUAAAGUUGCUUAUACUGACCAGUUGUCAUUAUACAAGACUUCCUUUAAACGGUACACUCAUUUUCUCAAUUAUUUAUUACAACAUUGUUUGGAUUUCUCUUACAAAGAGCAUGUUUAUAAUUUUGACUAAUGGCAAUGUUUUUGACUUGAUUGCAAUACUUCUUGCAUGUGCUUUCCAUUUGAAACUGGAUAUUUAUUGACUGAUGUGUAUAAAGGGCAGCAGUUUGUAUAUUGAUUCUUUAUUAUAAUCAUUGACCUCCAUCAUUCUGUAAAUAUCUCUAGUUAUAGAUAUAGUCCAUUUUGCAGUCUUCAUUAUUUAUUGAGAUAUUCAUUGUUUUGAUGAAGUAAUGAUCUGAUAUGAAUGUCCUAAAUCGUCAACAGUUCUAUUUAUAUUAAAGAAAUAAACAAGUC